CCCUAGGAAAAGGGAUAAACAGUACCUAAAUCAGUGAGGAUGAUGGUAGGUGACACCCAAAUUGUAGCAGACUUACUUGUGGUUUUUCUGCUUCAAAACAGUUCUCAAACUGUAAAAUGCUGAAUCUCAAAGGUUAUCCAUACGGUCUGAAAAGUUUACGUGGCCCAAGAGGCAAUUGUAAUUGCAUGUGUCUUUUUCUAAAUUUGUUUAAUUUUUAUUUUUUUGUUUGUUUCAGGCUUGUGGUCACCAUGGCUGCAGUGGAUCGAUUCUCUCUCUUGUACAGAGAAAUCAGUCGCACCUGCAGUUUCUAUAUAGAAGCCCUGGCUAUUGUUGGAGCUUGGUACACAGUCAGAAAGUGUGUGUCUCUGGCGUUGGACACUUACAGUGCACUCAGGCUGCACGUUAUUCCAAGGCUGAGUGGGAAGGUUGAUCUCGUCAGGAAGUACGGGAAAUGGGCUGUGGUCACAGGUAGCACAGAUGGUAUUGGGAAGGCUUAUGCUGAAGAACUGGCAAAGCAUGGUGUCAACAUCAUCUUAGUCAGCCGAAGCAAAGAGAAGCUGGAGGCUGUAUCUAGGAGCAUAUCUGAAACCUAUAAAGUGGAAACAGAUUUCAUAGUAGCUGAUUUCAGCAAGGGGCGUGAGCUUUACCCAGCCAUUAAGGAGGCUCUGAAAGACAGAGAAAUUGGGAUUUUAGUGAAUAAUGUAGGAAUAUUUUACAGCCACACAGACUAUUUUACUAAUCUCUCUGAGGAUAUGCUAUGGGACUUGAUCCAUGUUAAUAUUGCUUCUGCUACCAUGAUGACACAUAUCGUGCUGCCUGGCAUGGUAAAGAAGAAGAAAGGGGCAAUUGUCAACCUUUCUUCAGCAGUCUGUUGUCAGCCAACACCGAUGCUGACAGUCUAUGGAGCCUCUAAAAGCUACUUGGACUAUUUCAGUAGAGCAUUACAUUAUGAGUAUGCCUCUAAAGGAAUUUUUGUUCAGAGUCUAACGCCAUUUGUAACUACUACAAAAAUGCUAGCAUUCAGCAGCAUUAUGUCAAAGAGAUCUGUAUUUUUUCCUACUGCUGAAGAAUAUGCAAGUCAUGCUGUUUCUACUCUUGGGUUAUCCAUAAGGACCACUGGUUACUGGAAGCAUGCAAUACAGUUCACGCUGGGCGAGUGCCUGCCUGAAUGGCUGUGGGCAUGGUCUGCACUGUAUUUGAGCAGAAUUCUACGCAAGCAAGCUUUGGCAGCCAAAGCGAAAUAGGAGUAACUCGAUGUCCCAUGAGACAGUUCUGAUCAGAGUGCUGCAAAAACGUUUAAUGAACCUUGGAGGACUUACUCUGUAACUUAUCCAAACCUUGUUAAGCAAGCUACAUAAUCUAGACAAGAGAAGUGUGGAUCCUCUCUGUAUCCUUGUAUUAAAUAGCUCCUCUGCUGCUUUUCUUUAUGACAGAGUGCUGAUAAUGUCAA
Molecule: messenger RNA, 1450 nt
Organism: Cyanistes caeruleus (blue tit)
Lineage: Eukaryota; Metazoa; Chordata; Aves; Passeriformes; Paridae
Source: RefSeq, a predicted model, not a curated record